Messenger RNA from Protopolystoma xenopodis, 1001 nucleotides. The record is from the annotation of a GenBank genome assembly. NCBI's taxonomy places the organism in Eukaryota, Metazoa, Platyhelminthes, Monogenea, Polystomatidea, Polystomatidae.
AGUUAGUCGACAUUGUUCUCUCGGCUAUGCAGUCGAUGGCUGCUACCGCUGCAGCCCUGGCCAGCUCGGCUUGUGUGCUUGGCUCUGGGUCUGAAUCACACCAGUUGCAUCACAUCCCGACUCCCAUCGGCUCUGGCUACCAGGUGGGGUCAGCCAGCCGUGUCUGUGUUGGUGAGGAGCUAUCUUCAGUCAGAGGCAGCGGAGGUAGCAUCAGUAAUACCACAACCGGAGGUGGAGGUGGUCAUGACCACGGCUCAGGCAAUCGUAAUGCCGGGGGGGAAAAUGCAACAACAGCAGGAUACACUUGUUUAAGCGCUGGCAGUGGACAGUCAAGCAGUACAGAUGAUCCACUGGCCGGACUGCUUGACCUGAACGCAACAGACGCGCUUGGAAGGACUGCUCUGCAUUGGGCUGCGGUCACUGAUCAGCCUGAGGUUGUUCGCCACCUACUUGCGGCUGGGGCCAGCCUUGACUCACAGACUCAACGCGAUGAGACUAGUCUCGCUCUUGCAGCCCGUGAGGGUGCUCUCAGCGUCUGUGGCCUUCUCUUGGCCGGCGGAGCCAAUCCAGACCUGGCCGAUCACCUGGACCGAACGCCGCGUCAGCUGGCCGAGAUUAGUGGUCAUGAGGCCGUCGUCCGUCUGCUCAUCUCCGCAUCCACCGCGGCUGCUGCCGCCACUGCCACUGGCCAACUGGUGACUGUUCUGUCCGACGAAGCUUCUUCGACGUUCGCUUGCGUUGCAAAUAUUCACCACCAGCGGACACCGCAUUCAUCGCAGCACGCUCAUUUGCAGUCGAACAUGAUGCACUCGCAUAGCCAACAGACUCAACACCAGUCCCAAGAGCCUCAGCUCCAGCAGCAACAGCAGCAUCAACACCAACUCAACGCACACCACCAACAAUCCAAUGGAUUGACAACUAGCAGUCCAGAUGCUCGGGGCGGCAGUGCAUCAGCCUACUAUCAACUGGCUCCUCUUGCCUCACCAAUGGCUGCCUGGUAA